Molecule: messenger RNA, 936 nt
Organism: Psilocybe cubensis
Lineage: Eukaryota; Fungi; Basidiomycota; Agaricomycetes; Agaricales; Agrocybaceae
Exons: 2
Coding region: 1-936 (311 amino acids)
Source: RefSeq, a predicted model, not a curated record
AUGGCAACAGCAGAGUUAACCAGCGUCUGCCGCACUGAGUUUGACCUCCCUUCACAAAUGCAUGCUGCGUUUACCGCCCAAGACUCCCAUUUUGACCUGGCAGACAUUGAGCUCUCGCCCUUUUCUGGCCCACUUACACCACUCACCAGCUCUUGCGAAAAUUCCCCACGUAUUCCAGAGGCGUCAAUCCCCUCCCUUUCGUUGCUGGAGUCUUUGUCACCCAUCACUUUGGAAGGCUCCUCUGACAUCAUUCCUGCAGCAUUAGUCGAUGAUCCCCGGCAGCUCACAAUGCCAUCGAACGAUCGUCGCAGGGCAAGAAAGAACGUCAAGUCAAACAUUGCUCGGGCGAAAAAGCGUAAAUUGGCGUCAAGCUCUGUCGACGCAUAUCUUCAUAAGAGAGGAAAUCCUCGUAAGGUCAAGAAAGCUCUACCUUUAUUGAGCGACCUGCCAACAGAAUCCAUUCCUGUUGCGAGCACGGGAUACGUUGCACUGGACAGUGGCCCAACUAUGCAAAAACAAUUCAAACUCGAGGAGCUGGUGGGAGACGAUUCAAAGUACAAAUUUCGAUUGCUGAGGGCCCAAACCGAGUCGAUUCCAAUCGUGGAUUCUGGUAAUAGGAUUAUUGGGGUCGUUGCCAAUCACCCCAAAGAUGAAAACUGGGACGUACUGUGUCGACAGGCCGCGGAUGCACUGGAAUCAAAUAGAGGCCAAUGCGACUUCACUCCCGAGGACGUCAAGCAUAGAAGAGGCAAAUUUGCAUCGCUGAGCUGCGGUGUAUCGCACGGAGGUAGGCAACAAGGUCCAGACAACCUGCACCACCGAAAAAAGAAUCAAAAGGUGCUCAACGAUCUCAAUAACAUGGAGUGCUUCAAGCGGUUUGCAGGCUUUGCUACAUGUGCAUCCGUUCCCUUCGUUGAUUUCAGCUCAUACCUCUGA